Molecule: messenger RNA, 2100 nt
Organism: Sander lucioperca (pikeperch)
Lineage: Eukaryota; Metazoa; Chordata; Actinopteri; Perciformes; Percidae
Gene: utp23
Product: UTP23 small subunit processome component
Exons: 3
Coding region: 240-995 (251 amino acids)
Cellular component (GO): small-subunit processome; nucleolus
Molecular function (GO): small ribosomal subunit rRNA binding
Source: RefSeq, a predicted model, not a curated record
UUUCUCCGGAACCAUCGUCGUAUAACUUGUUUCCGCACGGAGUCAUGAGAAGCGGGACUGCAAGCAUGUUGUGUGUACAGUAGAAUGUCCAUGCUUAAGAAUCCGCUGGGGAUCAUUGUAAAUUUGUACGAAAGACAUCCAUAAAACGAGUCAAUGUAACCGGAAGAAUCAUCUUCAACGGCUAUUUGAGCGUAAACGGUUAUUCGUAGCCAUUCUUCUGACUUCAUCUAUCAGCCACCAUGGGGAUCAAGCGACAGAAACAAGCCAAGAAAACCAUAAGUUUCUACAAAUACAACUUCAGCUUCAGGGAGCCCUUUCAGAUCCUCUUCGAUGGGACUUUUUGUCAGGCGGCUUUAAAGAACAAGAUUCAGAUCAAAGAGCAAAUGCCCAAAUACCUGAUGGGAGAGGUGCAGCUGUGCACUACAAACUGUGCACUGAAAGAACUGGAGACUCUGGGAAAAGAGCUGUACGGAGCCAAAAUCAUCCUGCAGAGGUUUCAGGUGAGGAGAUGUCCACAUUUCAAGGACCCUGUCCCGGCUUCAGAAUGUCUGCUGUCCAUGCUGGGGCAGACAAACCCACACCACUACUUUGUUGCUACACAGGACCACACAUUAACUGCCGGCCUGAAGAAGAUCCCUGGCGUUCCUCUGCUCUACAUCAUCCUCAACACCAUGGUGCUGGACAAGCCCUGCCAGACGUCCCUCGACCACGUGAAGGCCGUCCAGCUGGGAGAGCUGGUCAGCCCGGCCCAGCAGCAGAGUAUCUGCAGCCUGAAAGAGGAGCAGGGCAUCAGCCAGAAGGAUGGUGAGAGGCGGGGAAAGAAGAGGAAGAGGAAACGGAGCAAUCCUAACCCUCUCAGCUGUCUGAAGAAGAGGAAAGGCGGGCCAACACCGCCGAAGAAGACGGAGCAGGGGGAGAAGAGGAAAAGAAUUAGACGCAAGAAACGAAGGACGGAGGGAGGAGACAUGUCUGCUCCUGCGGUUACAAAUACAUAGUAUAGCAGGAAGACAGAGACUUCAUUUGAUUUGUUUCUUGCAUAAAUAUUAUUUGAAGAUGUCCAUGACCCCCAAUUUAAAAUAGUUACACUCAUUGGUAAUUUCUUCUGAUGUUACUGCAUAGAUUAAAUAAAUGUUUAUCACACAAAAUUACAUUUUAAAAUACUGCUCACGGUAUUGUUUAUUUAGAAAAAUGUUGCAACAGUUUCCGUGACUUAGGCUUACAGCUUACGGGCAUAGGACUGAAACCGUUGAGAAACAUAGCAGUAUUUUUGAGUUUGAGAAGAUUUGUCUUGGCUUUUAUACAAAAUAAAAAAUAUCAGGUUUACAGGCACAUAGUUAAAAUAUGAGAUGCACUUAGACAUUACAUGAUAUACAGUUUACAUGGAAGUGGAUAUCAAAAACGAUGUAUUCAGCUUUCUUUGCAGAAGCACAAGAAGAGUGGUCACAAUGAUUUGGUGGUCUGCUUGUUUUUGCUGUAUGCUGUGGCAUUUGAGUGUCUGCUAAAUUCAACCUGUAGUAUUUUCUGGUACAAUGAGUUUAGAGUCCAAGCGACAACGUUCAUAACAUAUGUCCAUUCAGACUUCACUUGAUCGUGUUAUCAAGUAAUUCUUUACAUUAAAAUUCAAUGUUGCUUUAAAAUAAAACAGUUAAUUUUCUUAAUGUGUAUAUAUAUAUAUCUAUAUAUAAGACAUCAAUAAAUGAAUAUUGAACAAGUAUCUACUUGACUUACACUGUCAGUUAUACAUUACUGUGUCACCCAGUUGUAACUAAAUGACUAUCCAUAUAUAAAAGGGACACUGGAUAAAGUCUUAAUAAUAAAGAGCAACACGGUAAUACAAAUGGUAGUUUCUCGAGCAAAUCCACUCUAAUAAAAUAUUUCAGGACAGAGCAUGCAAGUAUAACAGACUAUUGAUGUUUAUCUCAACUAGAGGUUGGAACUUAUGUUCUUUUUAUAAGCUGUGUCCCAGUUCCAUAGUACAUACUAGUUGUAUACAGUAUGUAUUAUACUAACCUUUAUAGUAUAGGUUUUGCAGUUUGUAUACAAGAAAUCACCGUAAAAAACAAGUGUUGUCUGGCGUUAAACUGCAGCUUUUGAAUGCUA